Molecule: messenger RNA, 1492 nt
Organism: Vigna unguiculata (cowpea)
Lineage: Eukaryota; Viridiplantae; Streptophyta; Magnoliopsida; Fabales; Fabaceae
Product: ruBisCO-associated protein-like
Source: RefSeq, a predicted model, not a curated record
UUCAAAAUAAAAUUGACAAAAAAUAUGUAUUUUUUUCAAUAGUGUCUUAUAUCAUAUCCUUCCAUUGGUUGUAAACAACCUCCUCAAUUUGAUACAUGCUUGAAAAAUCUAACCAUUCCCAAUUUGGUGUCCAUGCACCAGUGCAGUAAGGACUUUUGACCCCGGUUGUUUUUGUUAUUCUGCCUCGGAUUUAGAACCGAGGCAUAUUGGGGUCUUUUGGCCUCGGGUGUUAACCGAAGCCAUAAAGUGUUUUUUCUACCUCGGGUAACGUAAGAACCAAUGCCAUAGGGGACAUUUUUUUGGAACACCACUGCAGUUGUGGUAAGUCGUUCGAGAGCAUGAUGGAAAUCGACAAUAUCCAAAUUGAAUCGAAACAGGAACGUAGUUUUCGUCCUCCUCCACACUUCCCUUAACCACACAGGUUGAAUCUCUGUUCACAAUCUCCUCCACACUUCUCGAACAUGGUCCUGAAGGAGUAUCAGAUCGCACUCAACUUCGCCACCGAUUACGACGAACGCGACCAACCCACCAACGGCAUCUUCCGCCCCGUCUGGAACCUUGCGCAAGUAACACCAGAAGCCAUCAAGCGGUUCAAGGAGAAGGCCGGAAGCAUGGACGUGGAGGUGGAAGUGUUCAUCUCCAUCGGCAACCGCGGCAACCGUCACCCCUUCAAAUCCCUCGACAGAGAAGCAUGGAUCGUCAACGCCACCAACUCACUCACGCGCCUCAUCCAGGAGGUGAACCUCCAAGUGGACGACAUCGACGUGCAGUACGAGGAAAUCGAGCCCCCGAUUUCAGCCUCUCUUCCACUUUGCAUUUCAGCCACCCUUUUCAACAAACCCUAAAAUGGAGGUGCAGCGAACCAGCGGCGACAGCGAACCAGUGACGGUGGAGGGGUAGGUUGCAGGGAGAGAGAAGAGAGAAAUGGAAUUGUUGAGAGAAAUGGAGACUGCGGCGGGGAAGAAGAAAAAGAAAAAAGGGCACGCAUUUUGGCACCGGUUGUCAAUCACCCGAGGCCAAAUAUGUGAGUUUUUGGCUUCGAUUCUCCGCAACCGAGGCAUAUGCUAGUUUUUGGCACCGAUUUUUUAUCAACCGAAGCAUAACACCGUUUUUGGCUUCGGGUGUUCUGUGAACCGAGGCAUAAAAGUUGGGUAGAAUUGCAAAAAUGCUACCGCGCCAUUAUAUGUUUCGAUUUUUUUAUAAUCGAGACAUAUAAAGCGAGUUAAAAACAAUAAUCUGCACUAGUGAUGUUGUAUAAUUUUUGAGAAAUUCAUCACAUUCAUCCUAUUUAUUAAUACAACAUGCAACCUUCUUUCAUUUAAAUAAUUCACACAACACAACACUUAAUAUUUGCUAUAGCAUCACUACCACCAACAUUAAGUUGGAAAAUUGUACAAGCAGUGGUCCAUGAAUAUUUAUAUUGAAUAUCAAACAAAAAAUUAAGAUUCAUUUGAUACAACAUAACACACAUUUUUAAAACUAAAAAUUAUAA